AUGCAGAUCUUUGUGAAGACCCUCACCGGCAAGACCAUCACCCUUGAGGUCGAGUCCUCCGACACCAUCGACAACGUCAAGGCUAAGAUCCAGGACAAGGAGGGCAUCCCUCCGGACCAGCAGCGCUUGAUCUUCGCUGGCAAGCAGCUCGAGGAUGGCCGCACCCUGGCAGACUACAACAUCCAGAAGGAGUCCACCCUUCACCUGGUGCUCAGGCUCCGUGGUGGCAUGCAGAUAUUUGUGAAGACCCUCACUGGCAAGACCAUCACCCUGGAGGUUGAGUCCUCAGACACCAUUGACAAUGUCAAGGCAAAGAUCCAGGACAAGGAGGGCAUCCCCCCGGACCAGCAGCGUCUCAUCUUUGCUGGCAAGCAGCUCGAGGAUGGCCGCACCCUUGCGGACUACAACAUCCAGAAGGAGUCCACUCUCCACUUGGUGCUCAGGCUCCGUGGUGGUAUGCAGAUCUUUGUCAAGACCCUCACCGGCAAGACCAUCACCCUUGAGGUCGAGUCCUUGGACACUAUCGACAACGUCAAGGCUAAGAUCCAGGACAAGGAGGGCAUCCCUCCGGACCAGCAGCGUCUCAUCUUCGCUGGCAAGCAGCUCGAGGAUGGCCGCACCCUGGCUGACUACAACAUCCAGAAGGAGUCCACCCUCCACCUGGUGCUCAAGCUCCGGGGUGGCAUGCAAAUCUUCGUGAAGACCCUCACCGGCAAGACCAUCACCCUUGAGGUUGAGUCUUCGGACACGAUCGACAAUGUGAAGGCGAAGAUCCAGGACAAGGAGGGCAUCCCACCAGACCAGCAGCGCCUCAUCUUUGCUGGUAAGCAGCUUGAGGAUGGCCGCACCCUGGCUGAUUAUAACAUCCAGAAGGAGUCCACCCUUCACCUGGUGCUCAGGCUCCGUGGUGGCAUGCAGAUUUUUGUCAAGACACUGACCGGCAAGACCAUCACCCUGGAGGUCGAGUCCUCUGACACCAUAGACAACGUCAAGGCAAAGAUCCAGGACAAGGAGGGCAUGCCCCCGGACCAGCAGCGUCUCAUCUUCGCUGGCAAGCAGCUUGAGGAUGGCCGCACCCUUGCUGACUACAACAUCCAGGAGUCCACCCUCCACCUCGUGCUAAGGCUCCGUGGUGGCAUGCAGAUUUUCGUCAAGACACUGACAGGCAAGACCAUCACCUUGGAGGUUGAGUCUUCUGACACCAUUGACAAUGUGAAGGCGAAGAUCCAAGACAAGGAGGGCAUCUCCCCGGACCAGCAGCGCCUGAUCUUCGCUGGUAAGCAGCUUGAGGAUGGCCGCACCCUAGUGGACUACAACAUCCAGAAGGAGUCCACCCUUCACUUGGUGCUCCGGCUCCGUGGUUGGAUGCAGAUCUUUGUGAAGACCCUCACCGGCAAGACCAUCACCCUCGAGGUCGAGUCGUCGGACACCAUCGACAAUGUCAAGGCCAAAAUCCAGGACAAGGAGGGCAUCCCUCCGGACCAGCAGCGUCUCAUCUUUGCUGGCAAGCAGCUUGAGGAUGGCCGCACCCUUGCUGACUACAACAUCCAGAAGGAGUCCACCCUCCACCUGGUGCUCAGGCUCCGUGGUGGGAUGCAGAUUUUUGUGAAGACCCUCACCGGCAAGACCAUCACCCUGGAGGUUGAGUCCUCUGACACCAUCGACAAUGUGAAGGCGAAAAUCCAGGACAAGGAGGGCAUUCCCCCGGACCAGCAGCGCCUGAUCUUCGCUGGUAAGCAGCUUGAGGAUGGCCGCACCCUGGCGGACUAUAACAUCCAGAAGGAGUCCACCCUUCACUUGGUGCUCCGUCUCCGUGGUGGCCAGUAA
Messenger RNA from Triticum turgidum subsp. durum (durum wheat), 1827 nucleotides. Lineage: Eukaryota; Viridiplantae; Streptophyta; Magnoliopsida; Poales; Poaceae. The record is from the annotation of a GenBank genome assembly.